Messenger RNA from Euleptes europaea (tarantolino), 2435 nucleotides. RefSeq names its product oxysterol binding protein like 11 (gene OSBPL11). The transcript is spliced from 13 exons. NCBI's taxonomy places the organism in Eukaryota, Metazoa, Chordata, Lepidosauria, Squamata, Sphaerodactylidae. Bases 1 to 2274 code for a protein of 757 amino acids. Gene Ontology annotation, cellular component: cytosol; intracellular membrane-bounded organelle; membrane. The record is from RefSeq and is a predicted model, not a curated record. Gene Ontology annotation, molecular function: sterol binding.
AUGCAGGCAGCAGAACCUGUGCCGGCCCCUGCAGCCACCCCCACAGCAAUGAAAGUGUCGGAGAGCGAAGGCAGGCUGGACAUCUUGCUGCCUGCCCAGAACUGCACCAGCAAGAGUAGCAGCAGCAGUGGGAUCAGCAGUUGCCGAGGAGGAAGUGCUGCCAAAAGCUGGCAGUACAGUGAUCACAUGGAAAAUAUUUCCGGUUAUUUAAUGAAAUACACGAACCUUGUCACUGGCUGGCAGUACCGAUAUUUUGUCUUAAACAAUGAAGCUGGCCUCCUGGAAUAUUUUGUGAAUGAACAGUCCCGAAACCAGAAGCCUAGAGGGACCUUACAGCUGGCUGGAGCUGUGAUAUCGCCUAGUGAUGAAGACUCUCAUACUUUCACAGUGAAUGCUGCUAGUGGAGAGCAAUACAAGCUGAGAGCUGCUGAUGCUAAAGAACGGCAGCAUUGGGUGAGCAGACUUCAGAUAUGUACACAGCACCACACUGAAGCAAUUGGAAAGAACAAUCCUCCUCUGAAAUCUCGCAGCUUCUCUCUUGCAUCUCAAGGAAGUGGUUCUCCGGGAGUGCAGAGAAGGCCCAGCCAGAACGCAGCUUCCUUUUUUAAUGUUGGUCAUCACAAGUUGCCAGGCGGGAAGAAAAUUCCUAUUCUGCAGCCAGAUCAUUUAGCUGAAGUAAGAGAGAUGAUGUCUCGAGCUGAAGGACAACAGAGAGACUUGAUAAGAAGCAUAGAAGGCCUUCCUUCCUCUGGUCACCUUUCUUCCUUAGACCAAGACCUGCUCAUGCUCAAAGCAACUUCUAUGGCAACAAUGAAUUGCUUAAACGAUUGCUUCCACAUUCUCCAGAUACAGCAUGCAUCGCAGCAGAAGGGAUCCUUACCUAGUGGGACAACAAUCAGCUGGUUGGAACCAAAGAUAUCCCUGCCAAACCACUUCAAAAAUGGAGCAGAUGAAAAUUUCACAACAGAGCAAAACAAGCCAUCAUCUGUCAGAGAGGAGCAGUCCAUUUCAGGUUCCAGCGAUCUCAGCAUGGAGCCGGAGGAAAUAAACCCAGACGACGAAGUGGAAGAUACCUGUGAUAAUAAAGAGGAUGACCUUGGUGCUGUGGAAGAGCAGCGCAGUGUUAUUUUGCAUCUCCUGUCUCAGCUCAAGCUGGGCAUGGAUUUAACAAGAGUGGUUCUUCCUACUUUUAUUUUAGAGAAACGCUCGUUGCUGGAGAUGUAUGCAGACUUCAUGUCCCAUCCGGACCUCUUCCUUGCAAUUGCAAGUGGCUCUAGCCCCGAGGAGAGGAUGAUCCGCUUUGUUGAGUAUUACCUCACUUCCUUUCAUGAAGGUCGGAAAGGGGCGAUUGCGAAAAAGCCCUACAAUCCAAUCAUUGGGGAGACGUUUCACUGCUCAUGGAAAAUGGCCAAGAGCCAAGUACCAUCUGACACAAACAGUAACUCUUCAUCUCAUUCCCUGUCUGAGGAAGUGACUGUCUCAGAAGAGUCACAGGACCAAGCAGAGUCGGACUGUUACACAGUCAAAUUUGUAGCAGAACAAGUGUCCCACCAUCCUCCAGUCUCAGGGUUUUAUGCUGAAUGUGCAGAGAGAAAAAUGUGUGUUAAUGCUCAUGUCUGGACAAAAAGUAAAUUCCUGGGAAUGUCAAUAGGAGUGACGAUGGUUGGUGAAGGUAUUCUAAGUCUCUUGGAACAUGGAGAGGAAUACACAUUUUCUCUGCCUUGUGCAUAUGCUCGGUCAAUUCUAACCGUUCCAUGGGUAGAACUAGGAGGAAAAGUCAAUAUUAAUUGUGCAAAAACAGGAUACUCUGCAAGUAUUACUUUCCAUACCAAACCAUUCUAUGGUGGCAAGCUUCAUCGAGUUACUGGUGAGGUGAAGCAGAAUUCUACCAACACUGUGGUCUGUAGAGUGCAAGGAGAGUGGAAUAGUGUCCUUGAAUUUACUUACAGCAAUGGCGACACAAAAUGCAUGGAUUUGGCAAAGCUGUCUGUGACAAGAAAACGAGUACGGCCCCUUGAGAAACAAGGUCCAUUUGAGUCCCGAAAACUGUGGAAACAUGUGACAGAGUCCCUGAGGGAAGGGGACAUCGAUAAGGCAACAGAACAUAAGAAGGCAUUGGAGGAACGGCAGAGGAAUGAAGAGAGACUACGAGCUGAGACAGGCACACCAUGGCAUACCAAGCACUUUCACAAAGAGGGAGAGGGCUGGGUUUAUUAUAACCCUCUUUGGGAAAGAGUGCCUGCCGUACAAGAUCAACCCGUGGAAACAGAUUAGAAGGCAUUUCUUCAAAAUGAUUCUUCUCUCUUGUCUAAUCCCUACAACUUCUGAAAUGCUGUAUUUCCCUAAGAGUCCUUUGGGAUUCUUAUACCAUUGCACAAAAUUAAAUAAGCAUAAAAGGGAUAAAACUGCUAGGGCACUUUAAAGCUGCAGAAAAU